CCUCUGUGUUUGGGUUUUAUUUGCCUUAAUUUUACUAAGAUAUAUCGGUAAAAAGAUCAUCAAAAUGAGUCGUAGAAAACGCGCGAAGGUAGAAAACCGGGAACUGGAUGAUAAAUUAAAGCAAGAAGACUCCGAAUCUGAUCAAUCGGAACGAAGUAAGAUUACUGCCGGUAGUCCCCUACCAGUUAGCAGCCGUCGCGAGUCAUCAUCGAGCCGUACUACCGAUUCUAAGAAAGAUGAUAAACCCAUCAUCAUCGAAGAGACCAAACAUGAAGACAUCGAAGAAAUUAAUUAUAAAGAGAUGCUAAACAGUUUGGAAGGAGCAGCAUUUCAGUCAAGAUUGCCUUUCGACAAGAUGUCUUCUUUAGAAGCUGAAUGUUUUUCUGAUUUGCAAGGUCCUUCAAGCCAUGCAUUUAUUCAAAUAAGGAACCGUAUAUUAAAACUGUGGUUUGAAGACCCCAAAAAGCAGUUAACUCAAGAACAUGCUGUGCAGAAAAUGGAGCCUCCGUACAAUGGCGAUCCAGCUCUGGUAAUGAGGAGCCAUGCGUUUCUGGAGCGUCAUGGAUUUAUAAACUACGGAAUAUAUGAACGCAUCACUCCCAUACCAGCACCACCUAAAGGGAAACAGAGGCCUAAAGUUAUUAUCAUUGGUGCAGGUGUGUCUGGUUUGACUGCAGCGAGGCAACUGCAGUCAUUUGGUUGUGAAGUAGUUAUAUUGGAGGGACGUGACAGAGUUGGGGGUAGAAUUGUUACCUACAGAAAGGGUCCAUAUGUAGCUGAUUUAGGUGCGAUGGUUGUGACUGGCUUGGGAGGAAAUCCUGUAACUACAUUAUCAGUCCAAAUGAAUAUGGAGCUUCACAAAAUCAAACAGAAAUGCCCAUUGUAUGAGGCCACCGGUCAUCAAGUACCCAAGCAUAAAGAUGAGAUGGUGGAGAGAGAAUUCAAUCGUCUGUUGGAUGCCACAUCUUAUUUGUCUCAUCAAGUCGAUUUCAACUACUACAACGAUACACCCGUAUCUCUCGGACAAGCCCUAGAGUGGGUUAUAAAGUUACAGCAGAAGAAUGUAAAGCAUAAGCAGAUUCAACACCUGAAAGCGCUUUUAACACUUCAGGAAAAGCUGAAAGCAAACAUUAACAAAAUGUCCGACAUCAAAGAGCUCCUGCACUCAAUGAAGGCGGAGAAAGAGGCUUUAAUCUUGGAGAAAGAGAACGGAGCAGUGACCGACGGUAUACUCCACGAGUUCAAUAUGAGGAGACUAAACCGAGAAAUGACGCAGCUGUGCAACGAGUACGAGACUCUAACGUCACAGAACGCCACCAUAGAGGAUAAAAUCACGCAGUUGGAGGCUAACCCGCCCAGCUCGGUGUAUCUAUCAGUCCGCGACCGUCAGAUCCUGGACUGGCACUUCGCGAACCUGGAGUUCGCGAACGCGACGCCGCUCGCCAACCUGUCGCUCAAGCACUGGGAUCAGGACGACGACUUCGAGUUCACCGGCAACCAUCUCACAGUCCGCAAUGGUUACUCGUGCGUUCCGGUGGCUCUCGCGGAGGGGUUGGACAUUCGGCUAGGGACGGCCGUCACCGAGAUCUCGUACGUCGGCCCCGGGGUCACGGUUAAGGCGGUCAACCCUCGAGCCCCCAACCAACCGCAGACGUUCAAAGGCGACGUUGUUCUUUGCACGCUGCCCCUGGGAGUGCUGAAAGUUGCGGUGGCCAACAACGGGCAAAAUCAGCAAAACUUCGUUAAGUUUGAUCCGCCCUUGCCUGAUUGGAAGGUUGCUGCGAUUAAGCGCUUGGGUUACGGCAACUUGAACAAAGUGGUGCUGUGCUUUGAGCGGACAUUCUGGGAUCCCAGCGCAAAUCUCUUCGGUCAUGUUGGCACUACCACUGCCAGUCGAGGUGAACUCUUCCUCUUCUGGAACCUGUAUAGCGCUCCGGUGCUCCUGGCUCUGGUGGCCGGGGAAGCUGCUGCGGUGAUGGAGAACGUGACUGAUGACGUCAUCGUGGGGAGAUGCAUCGCGGUGCUGAAGAGCAUAUUCGGUCAUGCCGCUGUGCCGCAGCCUAAGGAGUGUGUGGUUACAAGAUGGCGCGCGGACCCGUUCGCCCGCGGUUCGUACAGUUUCGUGGCGGUCGGCUCGUCUGGUACCGACUACGACCUGCUGGCGGCUCCCGUGCCCGACGCCAAUGGAGACAACCGCAUGUUCUUCGCCGGUGAGCACACGAUGCGCAACUACCCUGCGACUGUCCACGGUGCGUUUCUCUCUGGUCUGCGCGAGGCGGGCCGCCUGGCCGACCUGCUGCUGCCGCAGCCGCCUAUCACCAGCGCCAGUGUUGCUGCUGCCACCGCCGGACAUACUUAGAAGUAGCCAGGGAGUAUUAUUAACCAUACAGACUGGAGAGGUGAGGCCGCAUUAGGCGUAACUACACUGCAGCUGCGGCGCAAGUCAAUACGUCCCAUACUACUCAUAGUGCUGGGCAGGGCGGGAUUUAUAGCGGGCUCCACACUCGCGG
Aricia agestis (brown argus) is the source of this 2510-nucleotide messenger RNA. RefSeq names its product lysine-specific histone demethylase 1A (gene Su(var)3-3). Gene Ontology annotation, cellular component: nucleus. Gene Ontology annotation, molecular function: protein binding; oxidoreductase activity; flavin adenine dinucleotide binding. The coding region runs from base 65 to 2359 and encodes 764 amino acids. Gene Ontology annotation, biological process: regulation of DNA-templated transcription. The record is from RefSeq and is a predicted model, not a curated record. Lineage: Eukaryota; Metazoa; Arthropoda; Insecta; Lepidoptera; Lycaenidae. The transcript has 16 exons.